UGACCCGCCCCGCCCGUCCCGCGCGCGCUCGCGCCGGUGUGUGCCUCGGCGGGCGCCGUAGCCGCCGCCCCGGGCAGCGAUGUCGGAGGCGAGCAGCCGCGACGCGUCCUCCUCCUCCUCGCCCUGCUCCCCCCCGGGCCCCGGGACCCGCCGGGCGCCGCCCUCCUCCCCGCGGAACGGAGCGGGGCCCCGGCACAGGCGGCGGCUGCCGGGCCGCCCGCCGGCGGAGCAGGGCGAGGGGGAGGGAGACGAGGAGGACGAGGAGGACGAGGAGCGGGAGCGGCGGCCCGAGAGCACGCAGGGCGAUGAGCGCAGCAGGAGGGCGAUCCGCAACCAGUACCGAGAGCUCAUCUACAGCGUCCAGCAAAAUCGCGAGGAUAUGCUGAAUUCCAAAAGCAACAGACUGACAGAAGCUUUGGAAGAGGCUAAUAAACUGUUUAGCGGAGUUUCCUGUGCACGAGAGGCUGCGCUGGAUGCCCAGUUUCUUGUCUUGGCAUCAAAUUUAGGGAAGGAGAAGGCCAAUGAGCUGCACUCUGAGAUGACAGCGUUUGAUUCACUGGCCUUUGCAGAAGACUUGCUAACGUUCAUGGGAAUAAACCGCAUAGAAGUGGAAGAAAAUGAUGGCGAUCCUGAAGGCAUUUUGGGUGGCUACUUACCUAGUAACGCCUGGCAUAAACUGGGAGAAGAAACGGAGAAGUACUUCAGAAGAGCACCUUCUUUUCACUAUAUGUUGGGAUCUUUCAAGUCUGAUCCUCCCGUACCAAGGCAACGGAUUGAGAGGCAGAGAAAGGCUGCAGGGGGAGAAGCCAAACGGGCAAUGCCUGCUCAGCUGAAAAAAAUGGAGGAGUCUCAUCAGGAAGCUACAGAAAAAGAAGUAGAGAGGAUCUUGGGGUUAUUGCAAACUCAUUUUAAAAAUGAUCCUGACACACCCAUUUCCUUCUUCGACCUCGUGAUUGAUCCCAACUCCUUCGCACGCACUGUGGAAAACAUCUUUCAUGUGUCCUUCAUUAUAAGGGAUGGCUUAGCAAGAUUAAAGCUGGAUGAUGAUAAAUUGCCAAUAAUAGAGCCUUCAAAAGACGAUGAGGGGAAGAAGGAUGACUACAGUGCUGGAGCACGGAACCAGGUCGUUAUCUCUCUGAGCCAUCAGGAAUGGAAGGAGAUCGUAGAAACCUAUGAAAUAACAGAGCCCAUGAUCAGCCCUCCCUGUCCUAGAAAUGAAGAUGAAAUGGAAAUCGCGUAAUUCUCCAAGUAAGUGCUUUUCAUACAUCAAACUAAGUAAGAACACAGUGCAUGAAUUCCUUAUGCGUGUGGGAGAACUGCAGGGAAAACACCUGUGACGGAGAAAUGCGGAAAAGCCAUAAGCAGGGCAACUGGAUAACAUCUGGAGCACUUUUUGAUCUCCUUAUGGAACCAAAUGUCAUCUUGGUCAUCUCUGCAGUAAUCAAGUGGAACAAAACCCUUUAUUUUUACAUUUGGUGGUCAGUUAAGUGAUACUUGUUGAUUUUUGGAACUUUAUACUCGUACUUGGAGUGCAAUUAGGUUUUAUACUCUUUUUAUAACCUAGUGACAGCUCUGUUAAUAGAGUAGUAUAAAGAAGGACUUGGGGGAAGCAGGGGAAGGCAAGACAGUCUAGUUCCUUCUAAAAUCCUUUAAAGGAUAGGAUUGAAUUCUUUUAUUGUCACGGUUGCUUGGUAAGUUCCAAAUCUUAAUGCAUAUUGUCUUAUUGUCUUUUUUUCUCUCUU
This is a messenger RNA of Cuculus canorus (common cuckoo), 1742 nucleotides long. RefSeq names its product NSE4 homolog A, SMC5-SMC6 complex component (gene NSMCE4A). The record is from RefSeq and is a predicted model, not a curated record. Gene Ontology annotation, cellular component: Smc5-Smc6 complex; nucleus. The transcript has 10 exons. NCBI's taxonomy places the organism in Eukaryota, Metazoa, Chordata, Aves, Cuculiformes, Cuculidae. Bases 80 to 1240 code for a protein of 386 amino acids. Gene Ontology annotation, biological process: DNA repair.